CGGGUACAUAAACAAGUCCAGACUAUACACCCGUCUGAAGAGACUGACUGCGAUACAUAACAGAUAAAGCCGAGGCAUUAAAUCUGCAAAUAAUACAUUUCUGAAAGCUGAUAAGAUAUCAGUCUGGAAAAGUCGUAACAGAAAAUGAUCAACAGAAUCCUCGCACAGCUGGUGGGAAGGGAAGACAAGGAAAGCGAUGUUACAGAAGAUACCGAUAACUGUGCGAAUCUCCUUGAGUUCGACGAUGGAGAAUGGGUUAUCAUAAAGACAGAUGAGAAUCAGUCACUUGGCUCAUCAAACACAAACAGUCUUGAGAACCUGUUGAUCGAGCACCCCAGCAUGUCUGUUUACCAGAUGAGGCCUGAUCAGGGAGACCUUGCUUCAGAUGAAGAAACGGAGGAUGUGGCUAGGCCUGUGCCAGUCAGACGUCACGUUUCUUGGCGGUUAGCAGCAUGGGGCAGCCCUUUGCCCUGCAGCACCAUCCUGCUCUCAGUGCAGCGUGCCAGAGUCUAUAAUGAGCACAGAAAACUGACCCGUGGUGCCCUCAACAGGCAAAACCUCGCAAGAACACGAUUUUCUCCUUCUGAUCGCCGCUACGGCUACUUCAAACAGCCCGCUCAGCGCCUGUACAACUACUGAAAGCAAAUAAUAAACUAGCGCAAUGAAUAGCUGAAUAAGGGGCAAAUCAUGUCAUGAAUCCAUUCCCCUACGAGACUAACAUGGGUUAAGAAAUGCAGUGUGGUAUUAUUAUUAUGUUCUUCUUCAGGAGGAAGUCUCACUUUCAGUCUGACACUGAAAAAACUCAAAUGUUUUCAAAAAACAAAAAAAAAAGUAGUGAUUUGCAUUAGUAGUGUUAUAAAGUGUUUUUUAAACAUGUAACAAAGAUUGUGUGCUUGUUUUUUAGCUUAGCGUGAUGUGACUGCUGCAUGAGUAUUUAGUGGAUAAAAAAAUUGUGUGAAAUAAUUCAUUGUUAAAGCCUAAAAUCAGUCGAGGACUGUACUUUACCAAGACUAUGCAUUUUUUUACAUCAAAUAAUAAGGUUAAUAUGUAUCUUAAUGUUACUUAAGUGCCAGAGAAAUGAGAUCUGAUGAUGAUGUAUGUCUUGAUUCAUAUUGUCAGUUGUUAUUACUUGACUUUGUAUAUUUAAAUGCCUUUAUUUGCUGUUGUUUUAUUUUUUAUCUUCAAAAACACGUUUGAUCAAAUCUUUUAAAAAGUGAAAAAAUAAAUAUUUUAUCUUCA
Molecule: messenger RNA, 1239 nt
Organism: Danio aesculapii
Lineage: Eukaryota; Metazoa; Chordata; Actinopteri; Cypriniformes; Danionidae
Exons: 4
Coding region: 145-639 (164 amino acids)
Biological process (GO): positive regulation of DNA-templated transcription; autophagosome assembly
Cellular component (GO): autophagosome; nucleus
Source: RefSeq, a predicted model, not a curated record